Nothobranchius furzeri (turquoise killifish) is the source of this 3066-nucleotide messenger RNA. It is a transcript of the gene doc2g, whose product is annotated as double C2-like domains, gamma. Gene Ontology annotation, cellular component: synapse; membrane. The record is from RefSeq and is a predicted model, not a curated record. Gene Ontology annotation, biological process: regulation of calcium ion-dependent exocytosis; spontaneous neurotransmitter secretion; exocytosis. NCBI's taxonomy places the organism in Eukaryota, Metazoa, Chordata, Actinopteri, Cyprinodontiformes, Nothobranchiidae.
GAGGGACGGAGGAGAUGAGAUGAGAGGAGAAGAGAAGAGGAGAGCAAAUGAGGAACAGAGACAAGGAGGGAAGGAGCGAGAAAGAGAGAGAGAGAGAGAGAGCGAGAGCGAGAGAGAGAGAGAGAGAGAGAGAGAGUACGAAGGGAUACAUUGACUCAAAGCUGGUCUAGAUGCUCCACAGAGUGUGAGAGACAGAGGAUGUGAUAGCAGGCAAGAUGGAGAGCUGGCACAGAUGAAGACUGUCCCUGGUCCCGUUUGACAGUCCAGAUGAGUGUCUCGAAGCCCCCUCCACCUCCCUCCACCACCCACCUUGCCAUCCCCCCUUCCUCCCCCUCCACCCCCUCCUCAGCUGCCUCCUCCCCCUCAGCGACGCCCCACUCCGCCGCUCCCCCUCCGCCGUCGCCAGUGAAGAUCUCUAUGCAGGAGCACUUUGCUAUCAACGUGUGCCCGGGGCCAAUCCUCCCCAUCCCACAGAUCUCGGACUUCUUCCCUCGUUUCCACGACUACCCCUGCACGCCACCGCCCCCCAGGGAAAAGAAGAUCCUGAAGGAGGAGACUUUCAACGGGGUCACGGGUGGAGGCUUCAAGGAUGGGGAGAGAAGAGGAGAGAACGAAGGGGACAGAGAAGAGGCGCUCGACUCAGACGACGACGACACCUACCUGGGAACGCUGGAGUUCACGCUGCACUUUGACCAAGAGAACAACUGCCUUCAUUGUACUAUACACAAGGCAAAGGGUCUGAAGGCCAUGGACUCCAACGGGCUGGCUGAUCCAUACGUCAAGCUUCAUCUUCUCCCCGGGGCGAGCAAGGCAAACAAGCUUCGCACAAAAACCCUGAAGAACACGCUGAACCCGGUAUGGAAUGAAACGCUGGUGUAUCACGGCAUCACCGGGGCAGACAUGUCCACUAAGACGCUCAGGUUGUGUGUGUGUGACAUGGACAGACUCGGACGAAACGAAUUUAUCGGAGAAGUGAGAGUGGCUCUGAAGAAACUGAAAGAGGGAGAGAGCAAACGUUACAAUAUGGGCCUGGAGAGGAUCGCACAGAAUAAAGAAGCCAACAAUCAGCUGGUGGAGCAAGGAGCACUUGUGGUAGAAGAGGAGCGUGGUCGCAUCUUGGUGUCGCUGUGCUACAACAUGGAGAAAGGAUGCCUGCUGGUUGGGAUCAUACGCUGUGCCCAUCUGGCCGCCAUGGACUCCAACGGAUACUCUGACCCCUUUGUCAAAAUCAUCUUACAGCCAGACAUGGGGAAAAAGUCCAAAUACAAGACAACAGUCAAGAAAAAGACUCUCAACCCUGAAUUUAAUGAGGAGUUUUCGUAUGAGGUAUCCUUGGACCUGCUGGCAAAGAAAACCCUGGAGAUUUCUGUGUGGGACUACGACUUGGGAAUGAGCAACGACUUCAUAGGCGGAGUGGAGCUGGGCAUCAACGCAAGUGGACAGAGACUCAGACACUGGUUUGAGUGUCUCAAAAACAAAGGGAAGAAAGUGGAAUAUUGGCACACGCUCACACAGCAGGGAGCCCCAAGCAGUGACAAGCCGGACUAGAUCACACUCCCGCAGACAAAGGCACUCCCACGAGCACGUGUCUCCCUGAGCGAUGGUCUAACAACAACAAAGAUCCGGACAAAGAACAAAACAUGCAAUAACAAUGUUCAAAAACCUAAAUUUGUCUUGUACUGCUACUGAGCACAUCACAAACUAUUAGUAUGUAUUCAUACUAAUAUCAGUAGAUGUGAAUAUAUGUAAUCAGAUUUUUUCAUCAUGAUGUCCUCGUUGAAGCGUUGCUGCAGCAACAGAUUGCGUUUAGACCUCACCGUACUGUGGAAGUUGCUCAUAAUCCUUCAAAUUGACACUGAACGAGGAGAUUAUCCCAACGGGCCUAAAGUUCCCAUUCAGUGCCCAGGUCCAUGUUUGUGACUCGUGACGUGUGCGACAUAGUUAACAGGAGCGGUUAUGCUGGUGACAAGUUGAUCUGAUGCAAAACAUCACACCAUAUUUUACUGUAAAGCACAAGAAGAGAUCCAUUAGGUGGAUUGGUACCUUUACUUUCUCAGUGUUCUGUCUUUUUCUCUGUGACAGUGGUCUUCUACCACCUCUUUGUCAGCAAGUGUGUGUGUGUGUGUGGUCGUUAUGACAAUAUGAGUGCCUACAUUUACUGUGUGUUUGUCUCUAUUCAUGUUUCAACUUCAGAAGUUGUGAGGAAACAUUGAUGAAGGGCGAGAAUGAGUCAAAAACAGCUAAAACUAAAAUGGAGAAAGACCUCUGUGACUGUAACAGAACGCAAGAGUUGGUACCGAUCCCAAAAGAUAAUAAAAUAUCUGAGACCAACCCGCCCCAUCUAGGGUGAGUCGUCUUUACCCGACAGGUGUUCCUUGCAUCGGGUGUGAGUUUUCCUCAGUUUCCAGGAUGCUUUAGUUGGAACAGAUUUAACCUUUUUAUUGUAUUCACUCAUUUUAUCUGAACCACACAAAUCCAGUAUCACACACCUGAGACAUGCACUCACAUCAGAGCAACCUUUGUGCCUCUUUCUGUUUUUAAAAUGUAUUUUAGACGUUCUUUCAUAAAUGUAGUGUGACGUCAGUGUGGAUACGAUAAACUAGUGUCAAAAAUGCUGAAAUGAUGUGAAUUAACAUUGUAGUUUGAUGCGUUAUGAUUAACGUACGAGAAGGAUGUAAGGUGAGAGGACUUGUGCAUUGAAACUGUAUUUUGGAGGUCUUAAAUUAGCUUCAUUGUUGAAUAUUUACUAUAAAAGGCUUUAAAUGAUGAAGAAAAUUACUUUCUUAUAUUUUGAAUUAUAUUUUUAUACUUAUGCCAUACCACUUUUUGUCUGUUGGAUUAAAAUGUAAAAUCAAAACAAAUAUCAGCAUGUAAUGGAAACUGGCCAAUAAUCUGCACGAUGGGAUUAUUUCCUGUUCGUCUGAUCUGAAACGCCAAAGUUGUUUUUGCCUCCUGUCUGUGAGCGCACAAUAGCUAAGCUACAAAAAAAAUCUGACACAAUUUCAAGUCUAUGAACUCCCCAUUGUUAAGCACUGCUUCACUCAGCAAUAAAAACUGUGAAAGUUA